AUGUUACCUCUCGAGGGUCGCAGCCAGACGAUCUUCAUCGUCACUACUAUCUUCUUGGGCAUCUCAUUUAUUGCGGUUUGCCUGCGAUGCUUUGUCCGCCUCAGAAUCGUCAAGGCCUUUGGCUGGGAUGAUGCGCUGAUGGUCUUUGCAAUGGUCUUGAACACUCUGUUCGCGCUUUGCGGUAUCACUGGUGCGUUAUAUGGAAUCGGCCAGAAAACAGAGGUACUUGGGCCUGAGCCGAUAGGCCGAGGCACGAUGGAAACUGCCAUGUUUUGGUGGUGGCUCGGUCAAACCACAUACGUCUGGGUCGUCGCAAUCGCAAAGAUAUCGAUCGCCGUUGCGCUUCUCCGUCUCACUGUCGCUAAAACGCAUACCGCUAUCUUAUGGGUCGUCAUCGGCGUGACCACCGUUAUUGGUCUCGUCUUCUUCUUCAUGUUGACCCUGCAGUGCACGCCUGUUUCGUUCUUUUGGCAGCGAGUACGAGUAUUAACUGAGAAGAACAGCGAUAUUACCGGCCAUUGCAUGAACCUCGAUAGUAUCAUCAACAUUGCCUACGUGUACAGUGUCACCGCCACAUUGUGCGAUAUGACUCUUGGACUCUUGCCAGUGUUCCUCGUAUGGAAUCUGCAAAUGAACGUACGGACCAAGGCCGCGCUGGCUGGGAUUUUGGGCAUGGGUUGCGUUGCCAGUGCAGCCGUCAUUGUCCGUAUUCCAUUCUUGCAUGACUACAAGGACCCUGAUUUCUUAUAUGCCACCGCCCAGAUUUCCAUCUGGUCUAAUGUCGAGGCUAGCCUUGGCAUUGCUGCCGGUAGUCUCGUCACUCUCCGACCACUCUUCCGCUGGUUUCGCGACUCCAGCUACGGUAGCAGCGCUCGCAAAAGCAAGCGGACUGGAGGCAGCCUACCGCUAUCCAGUAUAAACCCUGGACGGUCGGCGGACCCCUCUGGGCCGCAGUAUUGGCGCCCGGAUUUAGAUCCGGAAGACACUCAGGCGGUUAUUACCACCAUUCAUACCUCGAAUCAUGGAAGUCGCACGAGUAGCCAGGAAGAUCUGAACCCCAAGCAACACAACGGGACCUUCUUUUCUGGUGUGAACGUGCAGAAGACCUUCUUUGUUUCUGAGGAUGGGUCCCAGUGA
This is a messenger RNA of Penicillium atrosanguineum, 1137 nucleotides long. RefSeq lists its product as uncharacterized. The record is from RefSeq and is a predicted model, not a curated record. Gene Ontology annotation, molecular function: protein binding. The transcript has 5 exons. NCBI's taxonomy places the organism in Eukaryota, Fungi, Ascomycota, Eurotiomycetes, Eurotiales, Aspergillaceae. The coding region runs from base 1 to 1137 and encodes 378 amino acids.